Molecule: messenger RNA, 906 nt
Organism: Monosiga brevicollis MX1
Lineage: Eukaryota; Choanoflagellata; Craspedida; Salpingoecidae
Exons: 2
Source: RefSeq, a predicted model, not a curated record
GUGACCAUCAGCUUUGCUGACCUUCAGAGUGAUGCCGACCUGAGCGCUCAAAUUGAAACGGGCUACGGAGAGGAUGGCCUGGGUAUCGUUGCAGUGACAGGGGUGCCAGAGUUGGCUAACCUUCGCCGCCGUGCCUUGCAGCAAGCCCACAAGCUCGGUCAACUGACCAAGGAACAGCUGGCCCAGUACGAGGUGCCCCCGUUCUUCCAACGCGGCUGGUCCUGCGGUCAGGAGAAGAUGAAGGAUGGCAAGCCCGACUUCAACAAGGGCUCCUUCUACUUCAACCCCGUGCGCGAUAGCUUUGAAGACGUGCCUACCGAAAAGAUUGAGAAAUACCCCACCUUCUAUGGCAACAACGUCUGGCCCGCAGACACUCUAGGCGCAGCUUUUGCGGACGACGUCCUUGCCUGUGCUCGCCUCAUGAUCAAGGUGGGUAGCCUUGUUGGUAAGCAUUGCGACGCUUUUGUUCAACGCCGUCUGCCCAAGGCCGACUCCGUCGUACAGACCACUGUUGAAACUUCCGAGCACCACGCCGCCCGUCUCCUGCAUUACUUUGCCACCAAAGCCCCGACCCCUGCGAGCUCCGCCCCCGCUGACGACAGCGAUGACAGCUGGUGUGGUUGGCACAAUGACCAUUGCACCCUGACUGGCCUCCUCCCAGCCCUCUACAUUGACGCCGCCUCCGGCGAACCCGUGGCCAACCCUGACCCCAAGGCUGGCCUCUAUAUCAAAAAUCGCAAGGGUGAUGUUGUCAAAGCAGCCCCACCAGCAGAUGCCCUCCUCUUUCAGAUUGGCGAGACGGCCCAGAUCAUGAGCGGCGGCUUGCUCAAGGCCACACCACACAUGGUUCAGGCCGUGAACGUUCCCAAUGUUGCUCGCUGCACCCUCGCCGUCUUCAUGGAACCU